AUCUACGGCUUCACCGAUGGCGCCAAGCCCGAGGCUGGGCGAUCCAUGGGCCGAUGGGCCGAAGCGGCCGACUUGCGGCCGAAGCGAGGGCAGCCGCUUUUUGUGCCAGAUCCGAGCAUGUCGGCCUGGACUUCCUCGGAGUGCGGCAAGCUGCAGGCGGCGCAGCUGGGGGGCGCACCGGUGCUGGACCGAGCCAAGGCUCUGGUGGCCGAGAAGUGCAAACUGCAGACCCUGGAGGCUUCCAUGGCCGGGUUGGCGCCCUUUUCCGUGUUGGCUGUGACACCGGCGUCGGAGCGAAGGAGGGGCUCGUUUCUAUGAC
Messenger RNA from Effrenium voratum, 319 nucleotides. NCBI's taxonomy places the organism in Eukaryota, Dinophyceae, Suessiales, Symbiodiniaceae. The record is from the annotation of a GenBank genome assembly.